Corapipo altera (White-ruffed manakin) is the source of this 2008-nucleotide messenger RNA. It is a transcript of the gene SLC5A5, whose product is annotated as solute carrier family 5 member 5. The record is from RefSeq and is a predicted model, not a curated record. Gene Ontology annotation, biological process: sodium ion transport; iodide transmembrane transport. NCBI's taxonomy places the organism in Eukaryota, Metazoa, Chordata, Aves, Passeriformes, Pipridae. Gene Ontology annotation, molecular function: symporter activity. The coding region runs from base 164 to 2008 and encodes 614 amino acids. The transcript is spliced from 14 exons. Gene Ontology annotation, cellular component: membrane.
CUCCCCAAUCCGCGCUCCCUCCUUCCCGCACGAGGUGUUGAGCAAUAAUUCCAAGGAAUUUUCUCACCCUCCAGCGGUGUCUCCGCGUCCUGGCCUAGCCGUGGGUGCCGUGUCCCCGUCCUCCCGCGGUUGCCCGGUUUGGGGCUCCCCCCGUGCCACGGCCAUGCCAGCCCCGACGGGGAGCCCGGAGAUCCGGGCUGCGGAGCGUCUCACCUUCAGCCUCUGGGACUACGGAGUCUUCGGGCUGAUGCUGCUCAUCUCCACGGGCAUCGGGCUCUUCCACGGCCUCGCCAGGGGCGGCCAGAAGACCUCGGAGGACUUUUUCACGGGGGGCCGGCGCAUGUCGGCGCUGCCCGUGGGGCUCUCGCUCUCCGCCAGCUUCAUGUCGGCCAUCCAGGUGCUGGGAGUGCCGGCGGAGGCGUUCCGGUACGGCGCCAAAUUCCUCUGGAUGUGCAUGGCACAGCUCAUCAACUCCCUGCUCACCGCCCAGCUCUUCCUGCCCGUCUUCUACCGCCUGGGGCUCACCAGCACCUACGAGUACCUGGAGCGGCGGUUCAGCAGGAGCGUCCGGCUGUGCGGGACCCUGCAGUACGUGGUGGCCACGAUGCUCUACACAGGGAUCGUCAUCUACGCCCCCGCCCUGAUCCUCAACCAAGUGACCGGGCUGGACAUCUGGGCCUCCCUGCUCUCCACCGGGGUCAUCUGCACCUUCUACACCACCAUCGGUGGGAUGAAGGCUGUCAUCUGGACCGACGUCUUCCAGGUCUUUGUCAUGCUCUCGGGCUUCAUCGCCAUUGUCAUCCGGGGGUCUCUGCUGGUGGGGGGUCCUGCCAAGGUGCUGGGCAUCGCUGCCAACAACUCCAGGAUAAACUUUGGAGACUUCAACCCAGACCCGCGGAGCCGGUACACGGUGUGGACCUUCCUGCUGGGCGGGACCCUGGUCUGGCUCUCCAUGUACGGCGUCAACCAGGCCCAAGUGCAGCGCUACGUGGCCUGCAGGACCGAGAGGGAGGCCAAGAUGGCGCUGCUGGUGAAUCAAGUGGGGCUGUUCUGCAUCGUCUCCAGCGCGGUCGCCUGUGGCCUCGUCAUGUUUGCCCUCUACAAGGACUGUGACCCCCUCCUGGCUGGCGCCAUCGCUGCCCCCGACCAGUACAUGCCCUACCUGGUCCUGGACAUCUUCGAGACCACCCCGGGGGUGCCGGGGCUGUUCCUGGCCUGUGCCUACAGCGGGACCCUCAGCACGGCCUCCACCUCCAUCAACGCCAUGGCCGCCGUCACCGUGGAGGAUUUCGUGAAGCCGCGGCUGCCCUCGCUGUCCCCCAGGAAGCUCACGCUCAUCUCCAAGGGGCUCUCUCUCACCUACGGCACCUCGUGCAUCACGGUGGCAGCUCUGUCCUCUCUGCUGGGGGGGGGCGUCCUGCAGGGUGUCCUGGGGGGCCUGGCCGCCGGCUUUGCCCUGUCCCUCUGGGUGGCCAUGGGGGCCACCCUGUACCCCCCCAGCGCGGCCACCAUGGGGGUCCUGCCCAGCUUCGGGACCCUCUGCCCCCCCCACAACGGCACCGGCGCCAACGGCACCACCCUGCCCGCGCCCCUCGGCCCCCCCGGGGACCCCCCGGAGCCCACACGCGCUUUCCCUGUCCCGUGUCACACCGCUGUCCCCAUGUCCCCCCACAGACCGACCAUCCUGGGUGACUUCUACUCCAUGUCCUACCUGUACUACGGGGCGCUGGGGACCCUCAGCACGGUGGGGGUGGGGGUCCUGCUCAGCUCCCUGCCAGGGCCCACCCGGCAGAGGCGGCAGCCCCCGGGGGUGCUGUGGUGGGACAUCGUGAGGAACUCGCCCUCGGGGUUCCCCCCGGGGGGCAGGAGCCCCGGGGACGAGCCCCUGGACAAGGCUGGAGCUUCCCGGGUGCUGCCGGAGAGGUUGGAGGGAGAGGGGAGCCCCUCCUGGGACCCCCCCGAACCCGGAGCCGCCACGGAGCUGCUGGUGCAGGAGACCCACGUGUAG